Molecule: messenger RNA, 480 nt
Organism: Linum trigynum
Lineage: Eukaryota; Viridiplantae; Streptophyta; Magnoliopsida; Malpighiales; Linaceae
Source: the annotation of a GenBank genome assembly
AUGGAUUUGGAGAGCGUGAAGAGGUAUCUGGAGAAAGGUAGUGGGCUUCUGGAAGAUGAUGACAAGAAUCGAUCAGCGAUCGACGGUAUUCCUAACAGAUUCUUCGAGCGAUUCAUUAUGCAAGGCCUUCAUGUCGAUUUUGUCGAACCCGGUCGCGUUAUUUGCUCCAUGAAAGUCCCACCUCGUCUCCUGAACGCUGGCAACUUCUUGCACGGUGGAGCCACAGCCACACUCGUUGAUUUGGUUGGGUCAGCUGUGAUAUUCACGGUUGGAGCUCCGCAGACUGGAGUUUCAGUUGAAAUCAACGUUUCAUACUUGGAUGCUGCUUAUGUCAAUGAAGAGAUAGAAAUUGAAGCCAGAAUCUUGCGAGUUGGGAAGGCUGUUGGAGUUGUCAGCGUCGAGUUCAGGAAGAAGAAAACCGGCAAGAUUAUUGCUCAGGGGCGUCAUACCAAAUACCUUGCUGUUUCUAGCAAAAUGUGA